Messenger RNA from Huiozyma naganishii CBS 8797, 1311 nucleotides. RefSeq names its product transcription regulator GAL80 (gene GAL80). The record is from RefSeq and is a predicted model, not a curated record. Bases 1 to 1311 code for a protein of 436 amino acids. The transcript has a single exon. Lineage: Eukaryota; Fungi; Ascomycota; Saccharomycetes; Saccharomycetales; Saccharomycetaceae. Gene Ontology annotation, molecular function: nucleotide binding.
AUGGAUUAUAACAAGAGGUCGGCCGUUUCUACGGUUCCAAAUACAGGUCCACUAAAAGUAGGGUUCAUUGGGUUAUCGUAUCUGAAGGGGUGGGCUUUGAAGACACACUAUCCGGCGAUAUUGCAACUUUCGUCGCAGUUCCAAAUCACAGCAUUGUUCAACCCACAGCUGAGUGAGGCUCUUGCGACGAUACAAGCGCUGAAAUUGCAAAACGCAACGGCGUUCCCGACUCUGGAGGCCUUUGCCGCGUCAUCAAAUGUCGACAUGAUUGUGGUUUCGAUACAAUCUGCCCAGCAUUACUCUGUGUUGAUCCCGCUUAUAGAGCACACCAAGGCAAACCCAAACCUAAAAUACCUUUUCGUCGAGUGGGCCAUGGCCUGUUCCGUCGAAGAGGCAGAGCAGAUCUAUGCAGCGGCAGCGAAGAGAGGACUACAAACGAUAAUAUCGCUGCAGGGAAGAAAAUCCCCGUACGUUAUCCGUGCAAAAGAAUUGGUAAGCGAAGGUUACAUAGGAGACAUCAACUCUAUCGAAAUAGCAGGGAACGGUGGGUGGUAUGGUUAUGAGCGGUCCGUCAAGAACCCUAAUUUCAUAUACGAGAUGGGCCAGGGGACCGAUAUUGUGACCAACACUUUCGGCCACACUAUCGAUAUCCUGCAGUACAUAACAGGGUCGUACUUUGGAAGAAUUAACUCCAUGAUCUUCAACAACAUACCACAACAGGAACUGAUAGAUGAAAACGGUGCAAGGAUAGGCCAGAAAGUGAAAAAAUCAGUCCCCGAUCACCUGUUAUUCCAGGGGACGCUACUGCGCGGGAAUGUCCCCAUAUCGUGUUCUAUAAAAGGUGGGAAGCCCACCAAGAAAUUCACCAAAAAUCUAGUCAUCGAUAUUCAUGGUACCAAGGGAGAUUUGAAGCUCGAGGGGGAUGCCGGGUUUGCAGAAAUAUCAAAUCUCGUCUUGUACUACUGUGGGAUAAAGGGGAACGACCCGGCAACGUCCUCUACAAACCUUGCUAGUCUACCUGAACCAUCAAAUUCCUACGAUUCUGCCAAGGAAAUCAUGGAGGUAUAUCAUUUGAGAAACUAUAAUGCUGUCCUGGGGAAUAUUUUCAAGCUGUACGAAUCUAUAGCAGACUUCCAUUACAACACAAGGAAGAUACCGAACUUGCCAGCUCAAUUUAUCAUGCAAGGUUUCGAGGUCGAAGGGUUUCCAACCCUCAUGGAUGCAUUGAUACUUCAUCGUUUGAUUGACAAUGUAUACAGGAGCCAUUUAAUAGGAUCCACCUUGAAUGUUAGUAACAUUUCGCGACCCUAG